This is a messenger RNA of Gorilla gorilla gorilla (western lowland gorilla), 5010 nucleotides long. RefSeq names its product establishment of sister chromatid cohesion N-acetyltransferase 1 (gene ESCO1). Bases 1429 to 3951 code for a protein of 840 amino acids. Gene Ontology annotation, molecular function: protein-lysine-acetyltransferase activity. The transcript is spliced from 12 exons. The record is from RefSeq and is a predicted model, not a curated record. NCBI's taxonomy places the organism in Eukaryota, Metazoa, Chordata, Mammalia, Primates, Hominidae. Gene Ontology annotation, biological process: mitotic sister chromatid cohesion. Gene Ontology annotation, cellular component: chromatin; nucleus.
GCCACUUCCCUGACAGGCGACCACCCGCGGAGGCGCGCGCGCUAGGCCUCCCACCGCGCCUGCGCUGAGGAUGGACACUAGCUCGCCUUUCCCCGACGCCCAGCCGUCUGGGCUGGGGUGAAAAACUGCGUGACACGCAGUGAGCGUGGCGGCCAUCUUCGUCUUUUGGGCACGUCAGCUGAGCCGGUUAGGGCUGAAGAGGAGCGUUGCGCAAGCGCACCCAAGACGGUCACAGGUAACUCCCAUCUGACGAGCGAGGCGUCGCCGUCGUCGCCGGAAGUUUGGUGUUUGCGCCGCGGGGGAGGCGGCGGCCGCAGCAGAAGCAGCUGAGUGUCUCCUGAUACCCGGAUGUGAGGCGAUCCGCUGGCUCUAGUCUGACCCUCCGCCAGGCAAAAGGAAAGUACGCGAGCGUCCCUGACGGUCCCCGCCACCUGUGUCUUCACCUCUCUUUUGCCAGCCCCUCCAGGGAGCGGACAGUUCUCCCUCUUCCUGUUCCACCCUCGGUGGCGUGUUGCCUCGCACGCCCCUUCCUACUGCUUCGGUCCCAGCUCUUCGCGCCCCUGGGAGGGAGGCGGGAGGCUCUAGGCUCCAAGACGCCGUCGCUUGAGAUUGUCUUUGGCUAUAGAGUUUUUUUUUUAAAGAUUACUAAACAUACAGGAAGUGAUAAGAAGUAUCAUUCAUCAGAAGCAUCAUUCAUCAAUCAACUUGAAGAAAAAGGUGAUAUAUUAUUUCUUUAAGGUGCUGUGUGAUGUGUUAAGAGCAUAUUAUAAGGAAUGGUUUUGUCUAAUUUUCAUGAGUUAUGGUGGCUGAGACAUCGAGUCUAUAUUUUGGGGCAAAAACUAAAUGGCAGCACAAAAGGAAAUCUAUAUUAAUAGAAUAUUUUGUUGAACAAAGGAGGUUAGAUAAGAACUGCAAACCAACAGACUCAGCAAACAAGGAAAGAAACGUGUUAGCCAUAAGACAUGUUUCAAGUGAAUCGAAGUCCAAUAACUGUAGACUUCAGAAGAAAAAAGUUUUCAAAAAUUUUAUCAAAACAGGUCACUGAUAAAUAACUCCUCCAGUAAUAGAGCUAGGCCUGAAACCAAAAUUAAUUAAAAAAUCAACAAAACAGAUUGAACCUGAAUUAAAUUUCUUUUGAUAAAAAAACUUGUUAAAAAUAAUCAAAAUUUUCCUCAAAUUUUUAUUACCUUGUCCAAAGUAAAGCAAGUGUCUUUUAGCAUUCAUGCCAGCUUUUCUCAUGUUCUAGGAAUGACAGAAACCUUACUUGAAGCAAACUAGUAUUUUUGUUGAAAAUGUAUAUCAGCAUCAGUUAAAGUUGAUUUUUCAGACCUGCUCCUCGGUAAUAAUACUAGCUAAUCAGCAUUCACGCCUACCAGGACACAAAAAUCCUCUUCAAAACUACUCAGAAAAGAAAGUCAUUACUCAGGAAUGAUGUCCAUUCAGGAGAAAUCAAAAGAGAAUUCCUCCAAAGUUACUAAAAAAAGUGAAGAUAAGAAUUCAGAAACAGAAAUUCAGGAUUCUCAAAAGAAUCUAGCAAAAAAAUCAGGUCCAAAGGAGACUAUAAAAUCACAGGCUAAAUCUUCCAGUGAAAGUAAAAUAAAUCAGCCAGAAUUGGAAACACGCAUGAGUACAAGGUCAUCAAAGGCAGCAUCUAAUGAUAAAGCUACUAAAUCCAUUAAUAAAAAUACGGUGACUGUGAGGGGAUAUUCACAAGAAUCUACAAAAAAGAAAUUAUCUCAGAAAAAAUUAGUACAUGAAAACCCUAAAGCAAAUGAACAGCUUAACCGGAGAUCACAAAGGCUACAACAAUUAACAGAGGUUUCAAGAAGGUCGUUACGCAGUAGAGAAAUUCAGGGUCAAGUUCAAGCAGUUAAACAGAGUUUGCCACCAACUAAAAAAGAGCAGUGUAGCAGUACUCAGAGUAAAUCUAAUAAAACAAGUCAAAAACAUGUGAAGAGAAAAGUACUGGAAGUAAAGUCUGACUCUAAAGAAGAUGAAAAUCUAGUAAUUAAUGAAGUAAUAAAUUCUCCCAAAGGGAAAAAACGCAAGGUAGAACAUCAGACAGCUUGUGCUUGUAGUUCUCAAUGCAUACAAGGAUCUGAAAAGUGUCCUCAGAAGACUACUAGAAGAGACGAAACGAAACCUGUGCCUGUAACUUCUGAGGUGAAAAGAUCAAAAAUGGCUACUUCAGUGGUCCCGAAAAAGAAUGAGAUGAAGAAGUCGGUUCAUACACAAGUGAAUACUAACACAACACUCCCAAAAAGUCCACAGCCAUCAGUGCCUGAACAAAGUGAUAAUGAGCUGGAGCAAGCAGGAAAGAGCAAACGAGGUAGUAUUCUCCAGCUCUGUGAAGAAAUUGCUGGUGAAAUUGAGUCAGAUAAUGUAGAGGUAAAAAAGGAAUCUUCACAAAUGGAAAGUGUAAAGGAAGAAAAGCCCACAGAAAUAAAAUUGGAAGAGACCAGUGUUGAAAGACAAAUACUUCAUCAGAAGGAAACAAAUCAGGAUGUGCAAUGUAAUCGUUUUUUCCCAAGUAGAAAAACAAAGCCUGUGAAAUGUAUACUAAAUGGAAUAAACAGCUCAGCCAAGAAGAACUCCAACUGGACUAAAAUUAAACUCUCAAAAUUUAACUCUGUGCAGCACAAUAAGUUGGACUCUCAAGUUUCCCCUAAAUUAGGCUUAUUACGAACCAGUUUUUCACCACCAGCUUUAGAAAUGCAUCAUCCAGUGACUCAAAGUACAUUUUUAGGGACAAAGCCACAUGAUAGAAAUAUAACUUGCCAGCAGGAAAAAAUGAAAGAAAUUAAUUCUGAAGAAGUGAAAAUUAAUGAUAUUACAGUAGAAAUUAAUAAAACCACAGAAAGGGCUCCUGAAAAUUGUCAUUUGGCCAAUGAGAUAAAACCUUCUGACCCACCAUUGGAUAAUCAGAUGAAACAUUCUUUUGAUUCAGCAUCAAAUAAGAAUUUCAGCCAAUGUUUGGAAUCCAAGCUAGAAAACAGUCCAGUGGAAAAUGUUACUGCAGUUUCGACUCUGCUCAGUCAAGCAAAAAUUGAUACAGGAGAGAAUAAAUUUCCAGGUUCACCUCCCCAACAGCAUAGUAUUCUCAGUAACCAGACAUCUAAAAGCAGUGAUAACAGGGAGACACCACGAAAUCAUUCUUUGCCUAAGUGUAAUUCCCAUUUGGAGAUAACAAUUCCAAAGGACUUGAAACUAAAAGAAGCAGAGAAAACUGAUGAAAAACAGUUGAUUAUAGAUGCAGGACAAAAAAGAUUUGGAGCAGUUUCUUGUAAUGUUUGUGGAAUGCUGUAUACAGCUUCAAAUCCAGAAGAUGAAACACAGCAUCUGCUUUUCCACAACCAGUUUAUAAGUGCUGUUAAAUAUGUGGGCUGGAAGAAAGAAAGAAUUCUGGCUGAAUACCCUGAUGGCAGGAUAAUAAUGGUUCUUCCUGAAGACCCAAAGUAUGCCCUGAAAAAGGUUGACGAGAUUAGAGAGAUGGUUGACAAUGAUUUAGGUUUUCAGCAGGCUCCACUAAUGUGCUAUUCCAGAACUAAAACACUUCUCUUCAUUUCCAAUGACAAAAAAGUAGUUGGCUGCCUAAUUGCGGAACAUAUCCAAUGGGGCUAUAGAGUUAUAGAAGAGAAACUUCCAGUUAUCAGGUCAGAAGAAGAAAAAGUCAGAUUUGAAAGGCAAAAAGCCUGGUGCUGCUCAACAUUACCAGAGCCUGCAAUCUGCGGGAUCAGUCGAAUAUGGGUAUUCAGCAUGAUGCGUCGGAAGAAAAUUGCUUCUCGCAUGAUUGAAUGCCUAAGGAGUAACUUUAUAUAUGGCUCAUAUUUGAGCAAAGAAGAAAUUGCUUUCUCAGAUCCCACUCCUGAUGGAAAGCUGUUUGCAACACAGUACUGUGGCACUGGUCAGUUUCUGGUAUAUAAUUUUAUUAAUGGACAGAAUAGCACAUAAAACAAAUUCUUGCCUACACCACUAGAAGACAUCUAUUGAAGAGAAUGGAUUGGUUGCUGACUUUAACCAGGAACUAGGGCCAUUUUUAUUACAAUGAACUCAGGACUGGCAACAACCAUAUGGUUGUUCCAUUUUCAUAAAAUUGGAAACAAUGCAGUAAUAGCUUAUUGUUUUGUUUUUUAAAGAAGAUAUUUUAUUAUCUUUUACAGAAAUUUAUGAUUGAUGUAUUUUAUCUAUAGUUAUUUAGACAUGUUUACAUGCAGCAGAUAAUUGUUCAUAGUGGACUGAAAACUAAUGCAAGGACUAUGGUCUCAGUGAUAAGUAUAUUUUGAAGUUCUUAAUAUGGAAAUAUACCAGUGUAGCUUGGUACUGUAUUUUUUUAUAUUGAUCUGCUGAUACCAGUGAUAGGCUUAAAGAUUGUAUUUUCACAGAGUGGAAACCAGUUUUUUUUAGUUGUUGUUCAAGGAGGGUGCAAUAUUAAGUGUUUUGGAAUUUGAAGCUAAUUUUUAAAAGGCCUGAACUAUACUUUGAAGAAACCCCUAUAGAAAAGGAAAGCUCCAGCUAAAUAGGAAGAAUUAGAAUAUUGAGCUUUUUUUUCCUGAUUUUUCUCUUUCCUAUCUUUGAUGGAAGGAGGAAGUAGAAAGUGGUAAAGAAUUGAGGCUUUCCUUCUUGGAGAGCUGUAAAUGACAAGCAUUAGGAAAGGUACCCUCCUAGAUUCAUUAUUCUUUCAUUCUGGUUUCACUUUUAAAAUAAAUGGCAACUUGGCACACCUAGGCUGUUAACAAAGAGGUUUAUAAAAACGUAUAGAAUACUUGGAAGCAAAGUAUGGAUGACUCGGUAUCUGCUUUGUUAUUCCUCAGAAAUACUGCACUGAGUAUAUGCCCUCAUUACUGGACUUCAUUUUGAUACUUGUCUAUCCUUCAUAGUGCCCUCUACUUUUAAAGGGUUUAUAUGUUGAAAAACUGCUGUGGCCUUUUAUGACCUGUAUAUAAUGUAGAAUAAAAAUAAUAAAAUACUUGAUAGCUUUUUCUAAGUGACCAAUGUACUAACUGAGAAUAA